Molecule: messenger RNA, 3214 nt
Organism: Cygnus olor (mute swan)
Lineage: Eukaryota; Metazoa; Chordata; Aves; Anseriformes; Anatidae
Product: coronin-7-like
Exons: 27
Coding region: 253-3096 (947 amino acids)
Molecular function (GO): protein binding
Source: RefSeq, a predicted model, not a curated record
GGAGGGGGCGGGGCUAGGGCGGGGCCGGCGGCUCGGCCCGGCUCGGCUCGGCUCGGCUCGGUUCGGCUCGGGCGUCCCGGUUCAGCCCGGCUCGGCUCGGCCCGGCUCGGGGAUCCCAGCCCGGCCCGGCCCGGCCCGGCUCUGCUCGGCUCGGCUCGGCUCAGUUCGGUCCGGCCCGGCCCGGCCCGGCCCGGCCCGGCCCGGCUUGGCUUGGCUCGGGAUUCCCGGCCCGGCCCGUGCUCCCGGCGCACCAUGAACCGCUUCAAGGCGUCCAAGCUGCGGCACACCGAGGCCCGGCUGCCCCGCAGGGAGGCCUGGAUUGGGGGUCUCCGAGCUGGCUCCAUCGCGUCCUGCGGGAACCACGUGAAGGCCAGCUGCCACUGGGUAGCGUUCAGCGCCGAGGCGACAGGUGUGCUGGGCAUCGUGCCGCUGGAGGGCAAGGAUGGAGGCAAGAGGACCGUGUCUCAGCUCUGCUGCCACUCAGACGUGGUGACAGACUUUGACUUCUCACCGUUCGAUCAGCUCCUGCUGGCUACAGGCUCUGCUGACGAGACGGUGAAGGUUUGGCGCCUGCCCGAGAGCGGCCAGGACCUGCCCAGCAGCGCGGGGCUGACUCUGGGGCCCGGCGGGGGCCCGGUGGACGUGCUGCAGUUCCACCCCACGGCGGACGGCGUCCUGGCCAGCGGCGCGGGGAAGCGAGUCACCGUCUGGGACGUGGGGCAGCAGCAGCCGCUGGCAGCACUGGAAUCUCACGGGGACCAGCUGCAGAGCCUGUCGUGGAAGCGAGACGGCCGCCUCCUGGGCACCUCCUGCAAGGACAAGAAGCUGCGGAUCUUUGACCCCCGAGCCAGCCCGGCUGCAUCCCAGAGCGUCCCGGGACAUGAGAACAACAAGGACUCCCGGCUGCUCUGGAUGGGCGCCAGCGAUUGCCUCGUCUCCGUGGGGUUCAGCCAGAUGCGCGAGCGGGAGGUGAAGCUCUGGGACACGCGGAAGUUCAGCGGCGCGACUUUCACCUUGACGCUGGACACCUCGCCCGGGGCCAUGAUCCCGCUGUUCGACGCUGACACGGGGCUGCUGGUGCUGGGGGGGAAGGGAGAAAACCUCCUGUACUGCUUCGAGGCGGCACCGGCACAGCCCGCACUCACCCAAGUCACCCAGUGCCUGACGGAGGGGCGCACACGGGGCCUGGCCGCCGUCCCCCGCCUGGCCCUGGAUGUCAUGGCCUGCGAGGUGCUCCGCGUCCUGCAGCUCACCGACACCUUCCUCAUCCCCGUCAGCUACAUCGUGCCCCGCAAGUCUGUCCAGGAGUUCCACGAGGAUCUGUUCCCCGACUGCACCGGGGUGCUGCCGGCCACAGGUGCCCAGGCCUGGUGGGCAGGGGACAGCCAGCAGGUGGGGAAGGUGAGCCUGCACCCGGCGCGCAGACCCACGCAGACCUUCCGCUCCCCCGUCAUCGCCGCCGUGGCGCCCAGCACCCAGCUGCCCGACGAUGGCCCCGCCGACACCGACCGCAGCGAGGGCAGCGGCUACUCCUCACCCUCCGGCUCGCUGGCCUCGCCGAGCAGCGCCGCCACCUCGCUCUCUGCCAGCACUGGCCCCUCCAGCGGCUUUGCCAGCAGCCCCAGCCAGAAGUCUCUGCAGAGCAUUUUGGGGCCCAGCUCCCGAUUCCGGCACGCGCAGGGCGCGGUGCUGCACCGCGACACCCACAUCACCAACCUGCGGGGGCUGAGCCUCACCACGCCGGGCGAGAGCGACGGCUUCUGCGCCAACCAUGAGCGCGUCGCCCUCCCGCUGCUCUCCGCUGGCGGCCAGAUUGCCAUCCUUGAGCUCUCCAAGCCAGGCCGUCUCCCUGACACAGCCGUGCCCACCAUCCAGAACAGCGCAGCGGUGGCCGACCUCUGCUGGGACCCCUUUGACCCACGGCGCCUCGCUGUUGCGGGUGAAGAUGCCAAGAUCCGGCUGUGGCGGGUCCCUGAAGGUGGGCUGCAGGACACGCUGCGGGAGCCCGAGGCUGUGCUGCAAGGGCACACGGAGAAGAUCUACUCCAUCCGCUUCCACCCUGUGGCAGCUGACCUCCUCGUCUCCUCCUCCUAUGACAUGACGGUGCGGAUAUGGGAGCUGGGCACCAGGCAGGAGGUGCUGUGCCUACAGGGACACACGGACCAGAUCUUCAGCUUGGCCUGGAGCCCCGAUGGGAGGCAGCUGGCGACAGUGAGCAAGGACGGCCGGCUGCGGCUCUACGAGCCCCGGCGCAGCCCCCAGCCCCAGCAGGAGGGCCCAGGCCCCGAGGGGGGCCGCGGGGCGCGCCUGGUCUGGGUAUGUGGAGGCGACUUGCUCCUCGUGUCCGGCUUCGACAGCCGCAGCGAGCGGAGGAUCCUCCUGUACCGGGCACAGGCCCUGCCUGAUGGGCCCCUCUCAGUCCUCGGCCUCGACGUGGCCCCAUCCACCCUCCUGCCCUUCUAUGACGAGGACACCAGCGUCGUCUUCCUCACUGGCAAGGGUGACACCAGAGUGUUCCUCUACGAGGUGACCCCCGAGCCACCCUAUUUUCUCGAGUGCAACAGCUUCACCUCCAGCGAUCCCCACAAGGGCUUCGUCUUCCUGCGCAAGACAGCGUGCGACGUGCGGGAGGUGGAGUUCGCCCGAGCGCUGCGGCUGGGGCAGGGCGCCCUCGAGCCCGUGGCUUUCCGCGUGCCUCGUGUCAAGGUAGUCAUUAGGGCUGGCUGCGUGGGGGGCCAGGUGGAGGCCCCCCCCUCACCACCCCGCCUCCUGCAGAAGGAGUAUUUCCAGGAUGACAUCUUCCCUCCGACCCGCGUAUGGUGGGAGCCCUCCCUCAGCGCCGGCGCCUGGCUGGCAGGGGCGGACGGGCAGCACCGCCGUGCUGACCUCCGUCCCGCCGACAUGAUGCCAGUGAGCCAGGCCCCGAAGGAGCAGCCGGCGCGGAAGUUUGUCCCUGCGGCCGUGUACCUGGGGGAGAAGACGGAUGAGCAGAAGAAGGAGGAGCUCCUCAGCGCCAUGGUGGCCCGGCUGGGCAGCCGCCACGACCCGCUGCCGCAGGACUCCUUCGAGGGUGUGGAUGAGGCCGAGUGGGACUGAUCCGCGCCCGGAGCCCACGGCUCCCCACGGACACCGGGCUCUCCGGAGCGGACCCGUCAAGACGCGGGCGCGGUUGCGGCGCUGGGGCCGGCCCCGCCAUUAAAGCCGUACAGCCUCG